AUGUCCGUAUUCAACACUGAUAGAUUGGUAGGAAAGACGGUCCUUAUAACAGGUGCAUCAGCAGGUAUAGGAGCAGCCACUGCCGUCCUGUUUGCCAAGACAGGUGCGAACCUCGUACUCCUAGCUAGAAGAGCAGAGAACCUCAAAGUUGUCAAAGCCCAGGCUGAAGAGGCAUACAAGGCUGUUGGUAAAGAGGGGAAAGUGUUGACUAUCGAGGCGGAUGUAAGGAAGUUUGAGGAUUUGGAUGUUAUUCCUGAGAAAGUGAAAGGGGAGGGAUUGGAGGUUGAUAUCCUCGUCAAUAACGCUGGUAUGGUCAAAGGUACUGAACAAGUCGGAGCCGACGCUGAUAUCACUCAGAUGUUCGAUACCAACGUCCUUGGUCUUAUUCACCUUACUCAAAUCUUCGUUAAACUAUUCAAAGCCAAACAAGCUGGUACAAUCAUCAACCUCGGUUCCAUCGCCGGUCGAGAACCGUACGCCGGAGGAUCAAUCUACUGCGCUACCAAACAUGCCUUAUCGGCUUUCAACGGAUCCCUCCUGAGAGAAUUGGUCAACACCCCCAUUAGGGUCAUUGAGAUCCAACCUGGUAUGGUAGAAACUGAAUUCUCGGUAGUGAGAUUUAGAGGUGAUAAGGAAAAGGCGGAUAAUGUUUAUAAAGGAUUACAACCUUUGGUCGCUCAAGAUAUUGCCGAAGAGAUCGUUUGGACAGCUUCUAGACCUCCUCACGUCAACAUUGCUCAAUUAUUCGUUCUUCCCGUCAACCAAGCUACCGCUACUCUCAACUAUAGAAAGUAG
Messenger RNA from Kwoniella botswanensis, 795 nucleotides. RefSeq lists its product as uncharacterized. Bases 1 to 795 code for a protein of 264 amino acids. The transcript has 9 exons. NCBI's taxonomy places the organism in Eukaryota, Fungi, Basidiomycota, Tremellomycetes, Tremellales, Cryptococcaceae. The record is from RefSeq and is a predicted model, not a curated record. Gene Ontology annotation, molecular function: oxidoreductase activity. Gene Ontology annotation, cellular component: cytosol.